AUGAGUUCAGCAUCAAGGCAAAAUAAGAAAAAGAAAAAUAAAUUUGGUGCUACAUCUCCACCAUUUAUUGACUACUUGAAGGAAAUUUUGAGAAGGUACCCAGAUGGUGGACAAAUAUUGAAGGAGCUGAUACAGAAUGCAGAAGAUGCCGGAGCUUCAACAGUGGUGUUUAUUCACGAUGAGAGACAUUAUGGGACCCACAGCUUGUGGACUGAAGAGCUUGGAAAGUAUCAAGGACCCACUCUCUAUGCUUUCAAUGAUGCAGCCUUUACAGACGAAGACUGGGAGGGUAUUCAGAGAGUUGGCAGAAGCAUCAAACAGGAUGACCCAACAAAAGUUGGAAGAUUUGGGAUCGGUUUUAACUCUGUUUAUCAUAUUACAGACUUGCCAUGUGUCUUCAGUUCUGAACACCUAGCCAUUUUUGAUCCACAAAAGAUGAUGUUUGGAGAGGAUGAAGAAGGCUAUCGAUGGUCUUUGAAUGACAAAGAGGACAGAGAGAGCCUUUUGAACUUGAGAGAUCAGUUUCAGCCCUUUCAAAAUAUUGUCAGUCAAAUCAACAGUUGUUCCUGGGAGAAGGUCAUCAGCGAGGAGCAAUACUUCAAAGGAACACUCUUCCGUUUCCCUCUGCGUAAUGAGGCUUCUGAGAUCUCCGAUAACCUAUAUGACUCCGCAAAAGUUACCCAUCUAUUUGACAGUUUCACUGCUGAUGCAGACAUCAGUCUCCUUUUCCUGAGAAAUGUGUCAUCGAUUACUUUGCUGCAUAUUGAUGCCAAUGGCCUCUGCAACAAUAGGCUGAAGCUGAAAGUUUCAGUGACAAAUAACUUUAUUACUGACCAUUCUCAUAUCAAGCAGGAAUUGUUUGACAGAAAAACAUGUUUUAAAACUGUAUCACAGAUUUCCCAGCAAAUGGAAGAAACAAAGUUCCAGUGGCUUGUGACAACUUGUAUUCUGAAACAGGGAUAUUUACCAGGGAUUGACUCUCUAGCUAGUAAGCUGAGCUUCUACCCUCAAGCUGACAUGGCGUUUCAAUUAAAUGAAGGCAGAUCACUUUGCAAUGGGCGGCUAAGUUGCUUUCUGCCACUUCCAAAUAAUGAACCAAACAAAACUGAACUUCCCAUUCACAUCAAUGCUUGCUUUGGCCUGACAGACAAUCGGAGGUUCAUCAAGUGGCAAGAGGAGGAUCAGAAGAAUGAUGAGUCUGCGAUCUGGAAUGAGCUGCUCACAAAAGAGUUUCUUCCACAUGUAUAUCUCAUGAUGAUUCUAGAUGCUAUUCAGUUAUCAGUAGACUCAGCCCUGCCUUCCCACACUGUGUACAAUCUUUGGCCUGACCUAUCGAAGACUGUACAUAAAGAGAGAUGGCAUGAAGUUGCAAUAAAUACUCUGAAAGGUCUAUUUAAAUACAAGAUCUUUCACUCUGCUGAUGAUGAGCAAAUCUGGGUAUCUGUCUCAGAUGCAGUUUUUCAAGGAAACAAUAUACAAAGUGACACAAUGUCUGCAGUGUCAAAAUUGUUGAUUGCUGAAAGAGAAAACCUGGUCACAGUCCCAGAACUUGUUUUGAAAGAUGUUCAAGAAAUCUUCCCUGAAAGUGACACCUUGACAUGGGUGACUCCAUCUUAUGUUAGAGAUGUCCUACACAGGAGGGAGGCUGAAAAUCUCACUAAAGAUGACAAAUACGCUCUUCUUGAAUUUGCUCUCAGUGAUGAAAAGUACACAGAGUUACGAGGACUGAAGCUUCUGCCUUUCAGCGAUGGAACCUUUACUUCAUUUGGCAAUGGAGUGCAGAACACUGUUCUGAUUGACAAUGAGAGGUUUCCAAGAACAUUGCUGCCAUUUUGUAAAGAAUGGUUUUUACCCAACGAUCUGAGCCAUUUUUGCACUAUGCAACUAAGGGAACUGGCAACAAGGAGCAUAUACAACAUAAUCGAAUUGGAUGCACAACAUGUUGUUGCACUCAUGAGGAAGCACUUACCAAUGGACUGGAAAGUUAUCCAAGGUCACGUGACAUGGAAAACAGCCGAAGUUCAUCAUCCUCCAAAGAGCUGGCUGGUUGAAUUCUGGAAGUUUCUAAGCACUGAAUGGAAUGACUUAAGCAGCUUUAUUGACAUGCCUUUGAUACCAACAGAGCCACUGAGGAGUUCAGGCAAUUCUGUAUUGUUAGCAAGGUUGCAGAGUAAAACAACUUUGAUCUUUCAGAGUACCACAGGGUCCAACUUGCCAGAUAAUGUUCAGAAAGUGUUAAGGAUGGUGGGAUGUACAGUCAUAAAAAGAGAUGAAUGUCUUAGACAUAAUUGCAUUGAAAGUUAUGUUUUACCAGCUUCACCAAGAAAUGUUCUACAAGUCUUUGUAAACUCAAACAGAGACCAGGUCAUCAAAGCCAUUGCCUCUGCUUCAUCAAAUGAAAUAGAUGAGUUGAACGUUUACCUCUCUUCCUUGGAUUCUCUCUCAAUUGCUGAACAGGACCUACUUUCCAUGUUGCCUAUCUUCAGAAUGAUGUCUGGGAAAUAUGUUGCUGUUAAAUCAAAACAAGCAGUUUUUUCAUCCACCACUCCAGCCAUUCCAGAUGAUCUCCCAAUACCUGACACAAUUGUACAGUGUGCAAAUGUACCUGAUCGCAGACUUUUGACUCUACUGGAAAUUAAAAUUUUGGAUUCAGCUGAGGUGGCUGUUCAUUUGGUUGACUGCAUUAGGACAGGCUCUUGCAAAAAUGGUGAGGAACAGACAAUAAUAACCUGGAUACUGAAUAAUGGUAGCAUUCUAUUCUCACACAGUGAGCAGCUGCUCACAAAAACAAAAAGUUUGAGUUUUAUUGAGACAACUCAGGGAGAAUGCAAACAAGCCUCAAAUGUUUUUGAUCCAAGAAACAAGACAUUCCAGGACCUUUUCGAAACAGAUUUCUUUCCCCCACCUAUUUACACACAGACCCAGGAAAUGUUUCAGAGUUUGCAACGUCUUGGCUUAAAGAUGGACCAAAAAGAAAUAUCACCAACAAACAUACUCCAAGUCAUAAAUCAUAUUGAUAAGAUUUGUGUUUGCUCACCAGAUAAGGCAUUCACAAAAGCGCAUACACUUGUUCAAGUGCUGAAUCAGAAUGAUUUAUUUUCAAAAUUUACCAAUAUGCAGAUGGAAGAGCUAAUGCAAAGGCAGUGGGUGCCCUGUGAAAAUCCCACGUUUUUGAAUAAAAGCAUGUGCAGAAAUCUAAAUAGAGGUUUCUAUAAGCCUCCUGAAGUAAGAGAUUCAAUGUAUUCUUCAAUUGUUGGAUAUGUAAUGCCACUUACUGCUGAGCUGACAAGACAUGUCUGUAACCAUCUCGGACUUUAUGACCCCCCUCCUGCUGAAAAAGUCCUGGAGAACCUCUCUGCACUGAGGUCAAUGGUCAACGCAAAUUCAGACUUUCAGUUUAAAACCGAGCUGCACAGUAUCUAUAAAUUCAUGCAGGACAACAUGACAAGUUUCAGAGUUUUAAUGGAAACAAAAUGUUUCCCCUGGAUCUGGAAUAACAGUGAGUUUGUCUGCCCGGGAGAUAUAGUUUUAACCUAUCCUCUUGGAUUGGAUCUAAGCCCUUACAUCAAGAAAGUGCCUGAAGAGUUUUUGCAAUAUGAAAACCUGCUAACAAAAUUUGGUUUGAAGCAAACAAUGUCUGAUGAGGAGAUUGAAGACAUACUUCAUGACAUAAAACACAGAAUUGACUGCAGGUGUCCUCCUCAUGGAGACUCGACAGAACUUAAAGUGACACUUGACAUUCUUGAAUGGAUGCGAAAAAAUGAGAAACAUUUUAAGGACGGCACACCUGUGCCUGUCAUGGCACAAAACCAAAACUUUACUCUGAAAUCUUUGUCCAAAACAGUCUUCUGUGACAUCAGUGCUGAAGGACUUGAAGACCUGAAACAAGACAACGAGGAAAUCUAUGUAAUUCAUGAGGAAGUUCUUCUCCUCACUGCAAGAUGGUUGAAAGUCCCAUUCUUAAGUACUCACAUCUUAAAACCACAGUCCAUACAAGCAGAGCAAGAGUUCUUUGGUAUAAAACAAUAUGGACAAUCUGAACCAAUAACUCAAAGAAUUAAGAACAUUCUUAAAGAGUAUGAUGAAGAAAGUGACAUUUUUAAAGAACUCCUACAAAAUGCUGAGGAUGCUGGGGCAGCUUCGUGUAAAUUCCUUAUUGACUUCCGAAAACACAGAGACCCCCCCGAAACCCUCUUUGAUGAUGGAAUGGCCCUCUGCAAUGGACCAUGCCUUUGGAUCUAUAACAAUGAGCUCUUUUCACAAGAAGACUGGGAAAACAUUGUCAAAGUGGGGUCAGCAUCAAAGGAAAACACAGUUAAGAUGAUUGGAAAGUUUGGUCUUGGAUUUAAUGCUGUUUACCAUGUGAGUGAUAUUCCCUCAAUUUUGAGUGGGGACAGCCUUCUCAUACUUGAUCCAAAUGUCACCCAUUUGAAAAAGCACAUAAUCAGCAAAGGAAACCCAGGAAUUAAACUCAACCCAUUCCAGGAGCGGCUGUACAAAAGGUUUCCUGGACAGUUUAAAUCGUAUAAAAGCAUUUUUGAUUGUGAUCUCUCAUUGCAAAACAGCAAGAAAUCUUAUAAUGGCACCUUGAUUAAAUUACCAUUUCGCACUCUGGAGGAGGCAAACAAGUCAGAAAUAAGUUCAAAGGUAUAUGACGAAGAACGCAUUCAGAGUUUGAAAAAUAAUUUGACUGAAAACUCAGAAACUCACCUACUAUUUCUGAAGAGAAUUAAAUCUUUGUCCCUUCAAAUUGUCCCUGAAAUGGCAUCGACUCCUCCACAGGAUGAUCAGAUUCAGACUCCUCUCAAAAUAUCCAGAGAAGUCAUUACUUCAUUUGCUGUCUCUGACACAUUUCCCCAAGAGUUCAAGAGCACUUUCAGAAAUACUGAUAUCACAUACAACAACAUUAUUGAUGUCAACAGAGCACAAAUUGUUAAAAUAAUUCAAGAGCACUCAGAGAGAUCCCUCACACAGUACUGGCUUUUGCAUUCAUGUUUUGGAACACAGGAUUCUUUGCAAAUGUUCCAGGAAAAAACUGAUCAAGAGCAUGUGUUUUCAUUUCCAAUUGGAGGUGUAGCUGUACCUUUGCAUAGAGAGGCAAACACUAAAGCAUGGUACCCUGAUGAAAGCCUCAUUGGCCAGGCUUUUUGUUUUCUUCCUCUCUCAAUUGAGACCGGUCUGCCAGUCCAUAUAAAUGGUAGUUUUGCAGUCACAUCAAAUAGGAAAGGCCUAUGGGAAAAAGGAGUGAAGUCUGAGUGGAACAAAGCUUUGCUUAAAGAUGCUGUAAUUUCUGCUUACCUCACUACACUGCUUGAGCUGAAGAAAAUGGCCCAAAAUGGACAUGUCCAGAACUAUUUUUUCUACACAUUCUGGCCUAACAUAGAGAGAGUAAGCAAAACAUUUUUACCCCUGGUUGAGGCUUUCUACUCAGCAGUUGCACUGAUUGGCAAUGGUAAAUCUCUGGAUCUUUUUAGCAAUGGACAUAAUUGGUGUUCUAUGGACAAGGCAAGAUUUCUGAAUCCAAAAAUUGAGAAGAACCUAGCAGUUGGAGACAUAGCCAUGAAAGUGGUCUUGAGCUUGGGAGCUUCUUGUGUUGUUUCUCUCCCAAAAGGGGUAAGAGACAGUUUCUAUUCUUGUGGCUUUAAGGAAAUGAUCAAACAGAAAACAGUCAACUGGCCUGAGUUUUACAGCAUUGUGUUAAAGAACUUGAGUGCUGUGGACACACAUAACAGUAAUUUGCUUGUUCUGAAUGCCAUUGACUUGAAUGAUCCUGAUGUUGAUGACCUGUUGAAAAGUUACCCUUGCAUUCCAACACAGAAAUGUCAGAAGCUUCAAUAUAUCAAGCGUCUUGUGAAUCCAUCUGGCAAAGUGGCUUUUUUGUAUGAACUUGAAGAGGGGCGCUUUCUUGAAGGAACUGCAGAUAACUUUCUCUCACCAAAAAGGAUUCAACGACUUUCCGAUUUAGGAAUGCUGAGUGACCUCCUCCCUUUAGAAGACACCAUAGAAAAAGCAGGAAAGAUAUCUAAUUUUUGGAAACAGGAUAAAUCUAAAUUUCUUAAAUGUCUUCAGCCUCUCAUGCAGUCAGUGAAAGACUCCUCAGAAAAUGUGAAUUCUCCGCACUGGCUCACACUGUCUCAAAUACCAUUCCUUCCUGCCUUAGCUCCUUUAGUUCAUCAAAACAAGAUCAACACUGUUCUUAAAAAACCCUCUGAAGUGUACAUGGACAGUUGUCGUAAUUUAGUAAGCAUGACAGAAUUCACAGUUGAUCAUUCAAACCUUCAAAUGCAUGGUUGUGAUUCAGUUCUUCAAAAACUGAGAGUACAAACAAGUCCAUCAAUUGAGACAGUGCUCCAGCAGCUGCUAAACGCACACCAACACUGCAAUGCAUUUGAAAAAAUGGCGCUCUUCAACAUUGCUCAAUCUAGCUAUGAAUACCUCAACUCUUACUUGUUGGAACAAAAAGAUCCCAAUCCAAUUAUUGGCCAUGCUAAAUCAUUUCCAUUCAUCUUCAUUGAGGAUCACUUUGUUAAUGUUAAGGCAGUGGCCAGAAGUGAAGAAUUUGAACAGAAACCAUAUCUCUAUGUACUUCCAGUCAUCUUCUCCAAUUUUGAGAGGCUCUGGGACUGCAUUGGUGUCAAAAAACAAUUCACAGAAGAACAAUUUGUUACUGCACUUGAGGAAAUGAAGAUUUUAUAUGGAUCUCACCCUCUUUCCACUUCAGACCUCCAUAAUUGUGUUGCAAUACUCAUGAAUGGGCUGUACAAAAUCAAAAAAGAAAAGCUUACAGACUGUCUCAUACCUGAUGAGAGCGGUGUGUUGACAUCUUCUAAAGAGCUGAGAUUUAAUGACAGCCCAUGGAUGCCUGUCUCGGCUGGUGUCAAGCUCUCCCAUGAGCUGAUACCUCGGCCUGUGGCCUGUCAUUUUGGUGUAAUGACAACAAGACACCAUACUCUGAAGAAUCAUUUUGUCAGUGAGUUUUCCCUUCAUGCCAAAGAGUUUGGACAAACUGAGAAACUAAGUGUCAGAAUAAAACAUUUAAUUGAUGCAUAUCCAUCUAAAAAGGAUAUUCUGAAAGAGCUCAUUCAAAAUGCAGAUGAUGCAGAGGCAACAGAAAUUCACUUUGUGUGGGACAAAAGAAAACAUAGGACAGAAAAGAUAUUUGGAGAGAAAUGGGAACUGGUUCAAGGACCGUCACUUUGUGUGUAUAACAACAGAAUAUUUUCUGACGCUGAUUUGCAAGGUAUUCAGCAGCUGGGUGAAGGAGGCAAACAUGGGACUUUAGGGAGAACUGGGACAUAUGGAUUUGGCUUCAAUUCAGUGUAUCAUCUCACAGAUUGUCCAUGUAUCUUGACCAGUGACAAAUGGCUCUGCAUUUCUGAUCCAAAUUUAAAAUAUCUGGAAGGUGUAACAAAACAGUCCAUGGGCUGCAUGUUUUCAGUGGAAGAUGAAUUUAAAAAGUCUUUUGAAGAUGUUUAUCAUACCUUUCUUCCAGAAAUGUUUGAUCUCAGUUUUGGAACCAUGUUAAGGCUCCCUCUCAGGACAGAGCAAAUGGCAGAAAAAUCUGACAUAUCUAGACAUACAGUUACAGAUCAUGACAUGAAAGAACUUUACUAUGCCUUGAAAGAAGAUCCUGAAGGACUAAUUCUCUUCUUGAAACACAUCACAAAAAUACAGUUUUCAGAGAUUUCUGAAGAUGGAAAACAACCUAAAUAUCCUUUCAUUAUCGAAAAGAAAUACAAAGAGGAGAGCAGCAUGAUACACAAGGUAAACUUUCAUAGACAUGCUAAAGAAUUCCUCAUGUCAGGAACAGCAGAACCCUGCAAAACCAUCUAUGAAAUGCAAAUCUCAUCUGGAAAAAAACAAAGCAAGUGGGUUAUUGCAGAGUGCUUUGGCUUCUCAAACCAAAUUCAGAGAAAAAACAAACACAGUUAUUUCAAAGUUCCUCAAGCUGCUCUGAGUGCAUGUUUGAGUAGCUCAUUUAACUACAAAUUUACUGGUAGGGCAUUUUGUUCUUUGCCCUUACCUGGACAAACCGGUUUACCAGUUCAUGUGAAUGCAAAUUUUGAAGUUGAUUCUUCUAGAAGAGACUUAUGGAAAGAGGAUGGUGAUAGUCUGAAAACUGAGUGGAACCAGUCACUGAAAGUAAACAUAAUUUCACCACUUUAUGCUGACCUCCUGUUACAUCUCUGUUCACACAUGAAGAAAGAUACACCUACUGAUCUUGUAGUCCUCAAGACAGAGCUUAUGUCUUCUUGCCUUAAAUACUUUCCAUGCAUUUCUCAAGAAGUAGACAAUGUCUGGCAUGAGAUGAUUCAUGAGGUCUAUAGAUCAAUCAACCAUUGUGGCCUUCCUGUCAUACCUACGGUGCACGCUGUUCCUGUUGAGUUAUCACACGUUUUACAAGAUACAGAUAUACAAAAAUACACAGUUACCUGGUGCAGUGCAACUAAACCACAUACAGAAAAAUGUCCAUAUUUUACAACUGAAGACCAUGAUGGAAUUUUCAACAUUUUAGAUGACACUGGAAUGAAUUUAAUACCAUACUCUUCUAAAAUUAAUGAAAUAAAAGUUAACUUCAUAUUGGCUGGUGUGAAUGUGGCAGAAAUCAGUGCUUCAACAGUGAUUAAAUUCUUGAAGCAAAGAUCACUGAAUGAUCCUUCCCAGACAACUGGUAGUUUGCCUUUGCCUAUCAACCAGACUUUGAUCAAAAACAAAACAAGAUGUUCAAAACUUUUGAACUUCUGCUUGACAAAUGUCAAUGAGGAAAAUGUCCAUGUCAUCAACGGAUUGCCUCUUCUCCUCACACAAGAUCAGAUGUUAAGAGUCUUUGACACUAAAUCCCCAAAGCUGAUAUCAAGAUUUAGCAGUCUUUUCCAAGGACAUCAGGAGAUGUUUGCAGAUGUUUCUGUCGAUGAAAAUCAUGACCAAAUUAUGUAUGAUGGAAUGUUUAUUGAGGGCUUAACAAUUGAUGUUGCAGCAACAUAUUUGAAACCACAACUUGAACAAUUGCUCAGACAGUCAUUACCUGAUCAAAGAUGCCAGCUCUACAAGGAAGAUACAGAGACAAUCAAAUGGCUGAAAACUUUAUGGAGCUUCUUUGAUGAUGAUGAUGAUGAUGAUGAUGAUGAUGAUGAUGAUGAUGAGCAAAAUGAAAACCUGAAUGUAUUCAGUCAGAUAAAAAAGCACUUUGAGGACAGUCCUAUAUUACCAGUAAUCUGCCCCAGUCAGAAUAACAUAUGUUUCUUAGAAACAAUGAAGAACAUAUCAAAAGUAAUUCAGUAUAAAACUGGAAAAAUAGAAAACAUUCUCAUAAAACUGGGGUUCAUGAAAAUAAACUGUGACUUUUUCACUCAUCUCAGUUUUAAAUUCCGUCACAGGUAUAUGAAUCCAGAACUCCUGCAAACAGGAGACAGCAGUGGUGUUUUGGAGCAGGUUUAUCAUGUACCACAUCCGCAGUUUAAGGAGCUGUCUAAAGAUAAUUGUGCAGAUCUUCAGUGCUUCUUACAGUAUGGUAUCAGAGAUUCCAAUAACAAGAGUCAAUAUGUGUCAAUGCUCAAAUCUUUGCCCUUGUUUGAGUCAAUAUCUGGAAAACGGGAAAGCAUUGAUUUACACAGUAAGGUGUUCAUUCUAAAUUCUCAGCAUCAGAAUGAUUUUCCAAAUUUGUACCAGGUCGAUGGAUGUGACAGUCUCUUCCUCAAGCACAGCUGGGUGAAUUUAGGACUGGCAGAACAGCUAGAAUUUGAGAUUCUGAAUGAUUUAGAGUUCUGUGUACGGUUCAUUCUUCCUUCUGUGCACAAGAUGAAAGCGGCCAAGCUUCUUGAUUUCAUGCGGUUGUUAAUGGAACUUGGACCAGUGGAUAACUGGAUUGUCUCUGCAUUGAGAGAGGUCAGAUUUAUCCGAGAUAUCCAUGGUUCUCUUCAAGUGGCUUCAUACUUUUAUGAUGACACUGUACACCUUUAUAAAGCAAUGCUUCCAAAAGAGAGAUUUGUGCCCAAAACCUUUUGGGACAAUUUCCAAGGAAAAUAUACUGAAGCAUCUAAAUUUUUAAAUGACCUUGGAUUGAAACAUGAAGUGUCUGAUAAGGAAAUCAUUGAGUUUGCAAAACAAAUUGAAUCUGAAAAUGGAGACAACACUCCUUUAAAAGUUCUCAAGAAACGAUCACAACUUCUGUUUAAGACUGUUUUGUCAAAGAGUUAUAACACAAACUCUAAAUUAAUGAAUAGAGUUGCUAACAUUAAAUUCAUCUUCCCAGUGCAAAUUCAGCAAUCACUUUGUGAUUAUCACAAGCCCUUUGCUCAAGAGAGGCAGCUUGUUGCAAUCAAUGGAUCACUCAUUGACAGAGACCGUGAUAACCAAUAUCUGAUAUGGACUUCUAUGCCAAUCAUACCCUUAGAAAACUGCUCUACACAACAAGUAAUGAAAAUGAUGGAUGCCGGAGCAUUGGAGACUCCACCCCCUGGAAAAUUGGCUGCUAAUCUAAAAAACAUCUGUAAAUCUCAGUGCCAGACAGAUGUUCUGCUUAAAACAAGAACCAAGGUAAUUAUCAAAUCAUACGCAUACCUGCAGUCAAUACAUUUUGAUGUCUCUCUGUUCUCAGACCUUCCCAUUAUCCUUGUGGAAAAUGACACAACCCUUGUGAAAGCUUGCCAGGCAGUACUUUCACUGUCGGAUGAGCAUGAGUUUAGGCCUUACUUGUACAGCAUUUCCUUAAAUUUUAAUAAAUUUAAAGACUUCUUCAAGAAGAUUGGCAUAGAGGAAAGGCCCACCAUUGACCAGUAUAGCACUGUUCUUCAAGAAAUCUAUUCAGAUAGCUCUGACAAAGACAGCCUUCAGGCAAACCAGCAGAAAACUGUGAAACGUGUUGUACAACAGCUAUUUUGCCUGCUGAAAGAGGAACAAAAUAAAUCUUUUUUUCACAACAACCCACUUUAUCUUCCUUCAACAGAUGGAAGACUAUAUGAAUCCAACACUUUGUUUUUCAAUGACACCGUCUUCCAGCCCACAAGACUUGAGGAUCUUUUGGAAACCAAGCUGAAACUGCUAGAAAAUUUUUACUUUUGUCAUCUUGGAAAUGAUCACUAUGAACAUAAAACAUUGUUGCAGUUCCUUCCAGAGCAUGUCCACCCCAAACUUCUCUCAGAUGCAAUUUCUGAAAACCUGGUGGAAACAAGUGUCCAAUAUUGCGAUUAUGAAGGGGGGUGUGAAUUCAGUGGCUUGUUUGACAAGCACUUGUCUUCUGCUCCAUUUCUUCAUGGACUAGUCUGUCUCAUCAGAGAAGAGGAAAAAGGUGGGGUUUCACAUUCUGAAGCUGAAGAAAAGUGUGAAGAAAUAUUUUCUAAGAUUCAAAUCAUCUGUUGUAAAACUCUUCAAACUGAGCUUCUGUUGAACCUUGUGCCACUAGAGGGUAGUAAGGCUGAAACAGAUGUUUAUGUGAAAAAGCAGCAAAAUGGAUGCAGUUUCUACAUAAAACACAAUGAUGACAUGUCCCUCAAAGUAGUAAAUGAAGUUAAUAUGUGUCUUUCUAAAGAAAUCAAUGCUCUUCUAAAGAACUGUUUGACCACCUCAAGCCUUCUAGUCCUUGGACAACUUUUGCUGUGUGACAACAUGGAGGAUGUUGAGAAAACAUUAGCAAAUCAUGAGAUUCACAACAGUGGCCACAAGGAGGAUGAACAUGGUAGCUUACCAAAACCUGGAUGUUGUAUACCUGAAGAAUGGCAUGACUGCCUUGACAUGAACUUCUUCAACAACUUUGAAAGUGGAGAGUAUGUUGGCUUCAGCAAGGACAAUUCUGGUGAAUAUUUCUAUGCCAUUGUCAUCGAGCGAAUGGAUGAUCAAGCCAGACAAUUUCCUACCAGUUAUACAAUUCAAGUUGGCAGUGAUGACUUCAUUGAAGUAAGCUCUCUUGACCUUUACCAGUUUAAAAGGGAAAAUAAGGCAACUGUACCAAAAGGGUCUACUUGCACAGAUAUUGAACAUCUUUUGACAUUUGGGCCUCCACCCAAAAUAGUCUUUCCUGAAACAUUGGAAGAGAUCAAAAGAGAAAUUGACCAAAGCUUAAACGAAAUCUGGAAAAUGUCAAGUGAGGACAAACAAAAAGCUCUCAAACGUCUCUACCUCUGCUGGCAUCCAGACAAGAACCCAGACAAUGAAGCACUUGCCACAGAGGCGUUUAAAUACUUGCAAAACAGAAUUGAGGAACUACAAUGUGGGAAAACUGCACACAGCACAUCCUUGAACUGGAGAGAUUUCUAUGACAUGUGGAACACAGAGGCACAAAGUCACAGGAGGGGACGUGAGAGGUUCUAUCAGAACUAUUCUAGAAGGAGCUAUAACUUUUAUUCAUACCACAGAGAAACUCCAAGGCCAAACAGAGGAGAGGCAAAACGCUGGUAUGAACAAGCUCAAUGUGAUAUCAAAGCAGCUCAUAAUGACACUAGAGAAGAUAGUUCAGAGUGGUGUCUGUUUAAAGUGCAUCAGGCUGUGGAAAAAGCCCUGAUAGCAGCGAUGUACAGGGGAAGUGGACACCAACCCAACAACUACACAAUUACUAGCCUUGCUCAACAGGUGUCCAGUUUCAGUUCACAGCUGGGCUCUUUAAUGAACACCGUGAGGCAACUGACUGACCUUGGUGUUGAUGACAAAAAAACUCAAUAUCCAAAAUAUCACCAAUUUCCUCACAUUCCAAACAACCAAUUUGACAUCAACAAUGCCAGAAGGUCACUGGAUAUUGCAAAAAAGCUUUUAGAAAAAAUAGAAGAAUACAUAUCUUGAAACAUUUCAAAUCUACUGUUCUGUAGAGGCGGUCAUUAGGAUCUUUCUGGGAUCUGUUUAGCACAACUAACAUACACACUGGAAAUUCUUAAAUCUCUGUAAUCAUGUUUUGAUAAUAGUGAAUCUUGCUAUUGGUUUGCUUAAUAUUAUAUGCAACAUUUAUAUUACUCCAUGCUGGAUAUUAUUGUAGCAAAUAGCAGAGCAAGGCAUGAGCAAUGGCAUGGUCAUGGGUUCAAUUCCCAGGGAUUGAAUAAAAUGAAAUGUUUUUAUCUUAAA
Carassius gibelio (silver crucian carp) is the source of this 13047-nucleotide messenger RNA. Its product is annotated as sacsin-like. The transcript is spliced from 7 exons. Bases 1 to 12771 code for a protein of 4256 amino acids. Lineage: Eukaryota; Metazoa; Chordata; Actinopteri; Cypriniformes; Cyprinidae. The record is from RefSeq and is a predicted model, not a curated record.